UAAGUAAAUUGGACACGAGAAUUUAGCUAGUUGAGCUGUUGUCAGUUUCAGACAAGAUUUGGCAAUAUUUUGUCAACUGUGUAGCCUGAUAGUUUACAUAAAGUAAAGUUAUAAUAGCCAACGGUGGAUGAUCAGGUUGGGCAUUUAAUAGUUUUAUUGUGAACUGAAUGCAGGGCUAAUAUUUUAAUGUAUUUAUUUUAGUUCGAGAGAAAAGUUGGAGGAAAUCAUGGUCAUCACAAAAGAAGGCUGGCUGCUAGCAAGAAGCUAACCAUGUUAGAUACUUAUCAUAAAUAUUGAAAUAGUGGCUAAUUUAAACUGAAGAAGAGGUAGCUAAAACUACUGAUUGAUCUUUGAUACGGUUGCCUGUUGAAGUCGAAGUGUUUUCGGCCCCUUCAUUUUGCACGCGGGGGGCGGGGGAUGUCGUUCAGAAGUGAAGCGGCUCGUGGGGGCACCCCUUGUUUACAACCACUUCGAGCCACUGUCCCAUUCCAGCUUCACAACAAAGCACAACCGCGCUGCAAAGAUUCCAAGACUGGCGACAGGAGCAAGUCUCGCCCCCCAAAGCCGACCAUUCGUCGCACCCUGUCUCUGGAUACAAUUGUUGGACCAUAUCUGCAGGGCCGGUGGCCCAAGGAGGCAGAGAGCCAAGGAGUCACCUGUGUCAAUGACAAGGCCACACAGACUCCCAGCUCCUGGGCAGAGGAGACUCGGGGAAGAAGAAGUGUUGGUGGACACAAACGCUCAGCAUCAUGGGGCAGCGCUGAACACUUGAGGGAUGUGGUUAAGCUCAAGCACCAGCUGCAGAAGCGCUCCCGACAUGCCCCUCCCUCUGGGGGAUAUGAGCGUCCCCACACCCCUACCUGGAGGCCAUGUGCCAGGCGCUACACAGACAGGGCCCCUGAGCAGGUUGGCCCCUCGGCUGCGACGCAGUGUGGAAGGUCUGAACCUGGAGCUGGAGGGGGUCUUUGUGUCAGAGACACCUGAGGACCAGCACAAGAUCCUGGAUGUCCCAGAUGGCCACAGAGCCCCAGUUCCUGCCCAGAGGUGCAGCAGUGGUACCCAGAGUGAACCCUCCCCUGCCUCGUUCGACCCUGCUUUGCUCUCUCCAUCUGAGUCUCCCUGUUCCCUGAACCUAGCUCU
Messenger RNA from Oncorhynchus gorbuscha (pink salmon), 1140 nucleotides. RefSeq names its product protein FAM117A-like. The transcript has 6 exons. The record is from RefSeq and is a predicted model, not a curated record. Bases 418 to 984 code for a protein of 188 amino acids. NCBI's taxonomy places the organism in Eukaryota, Metazoa, Chordata, Actinopteri, Salmoniformes, Salmonidae.